Clarias gariepinus (North African catfish) is the source of this 2579-nucleotide messenger RNA. It is a transcript of the gene fermt3b, whose product is annotated as FERM domain containing kindlin 3b. The transcript has 14 exons. Bases 181 to 2202 code for a protein of 673 amino acids. The record is from RefSeq and is a predicted model, not a curated record. Gene Ontology annotation, cellular component: cell-substrate junction. Gene Ontology annotation, molecular function: integrin binding. Lineage: Eukaryota; Metazoa; Chordata; Actinopteri; Siluriformes; Clariidae. Gene Ontology annotation, biological process: integrin-mediated signaling pathway; platelet aggregation; cell-matrix adhesion.
ACUGUUCCGUUAUGCAUAAACUAACAGAAACAGAAACACCCUUUUUUCUCACAACUGCGGCAACACACAGCAAAAACCCAACACAUUCAGCGUGAAGGCAAGCAGAAGAACCUUUAGGAGGGAAGACACUGUGCUCAUCAAAAGACAUAAAGUUCAUUUGUCCUUUCCAGCUUCUUGAGGAUGGCGGCGUGGGACCUGUCAGUCAUUGUGGAGGAAUUGGGCCUUGAUGCUCCACCUGUUAAAAUCAGUGUAACCUCUGACCUCCACAUAGGUGGGGUCAUUUUGAAAAUUGUAGAAAAAACACAGAUACAGCAGGACUGGUCAGAUCAUGCGCUGUGGUGGGAGCAGAAGCAGCAGUGGGUCCUGCGAACAUCCUGGACACUCGAUAAAUGUGGUAUCCAUGCAGAUGCCCGUCUGAUCUUCACACCCCAACACAAGCCUCUGCGGUUGGGUCUUCCCAACGGAGUCACCUUGCGGCUCCAUGCCUGUUUCUCCAGCACCGUGUUCCGCACUGUCCAGGAAAUCUGCAAGAUUUUGAAUAUCCGCCAUCCAGAGGAACUGUCUCUGCUAAGGCCAGUGGAGGAGAAAAAGAAAAAAAAGGACAAAGAUUCUGGGAAGGAGGAGUACGACCUUACAGACAUACCAUUGACCUCAGGUAUUUCAUGCAUUUGUGUAUCUGAAAAUCAUUAUUAUACUGUAACACUUACCAAAAUAUACAUCUUAUCUAAGCACUUAAAAAACCUUACUAUUCCUUCAGGGUCAGUUCCCGCUCUGUAUGAUGGCAUGCCGGCUCAUUUUGCCGACUCCCCUAAAACUGAGGCUGUUUAUAAGAUUCUGUCUGUGUGCCAGCCCUCUCCUGCUCCGGAGGCCAUCUCUAAACUCUACCGACCAGCCAGCAAGGUGGACAAAACACACAUCAACACCAGAUGGCUGGAUUCAUCACGCUCACUCAUGCAGCAGGGAGUUCAGGAGAAUGACAAGCUCUGGUUACGCUUCAAAUACUACACAUUUCAUGAUAUGCAACCUAAGUACGACGAGGUGCGUCUGACACAGCUGUAUGAGCAGGCACGCUGGGCGAUCCUGCUGGAGGACAACGAUUGCACUGAGGAAGAGAUGAUGCUGUUUGGAGCUCUGCAGUAUCACAUAGGCAAACUAUCAUUGUCUCAGAAUAUCAGCUCCAACCAAGGCAUGGAUGAUCUGGAAUCUGCCCUGAAAUCACUUGAGGUCAAGAUGGUUGGAGAUAGCAAUAUAAACCAACUGGAAAACAUGACGCCUCCAGAACUGCAUGACUAUUUGAAAAUUUUUCGGCCCAGAAGACUAACUCUGAGGGACUACAAACAAUACUGGUUCAAGUUUCAGGACACUUCUAUCUUCUACUACAAGAGCCAAGAAGAAAGCUAUGGAGAGCCAAUUCAGCAAAUGAAUCUCAAAGGCUCUGAAGUGUCUCCUGAUGUGAACAUAGCAGGACAGAAGUUUUGUAUCAAACUCCUCAUCCCAGUUCCAGAGGGCAUGAUGGAGGUGUAUCUGCGAUGUGAGAAUGAGAAGCAGUACUCUGAGUGGAUGGCAGCCUGUAAGCUGGCAUCUAAAGGCCUAACCUUGUUGGACAGUUCUUAUCAGAAUGAAGUGAAAAACAUCCAGACCUUCUUGUCCAUGCAGCGCUCCAGUUCAUCUGCGUCAACAGCACAGGCUGACGACAGCAUUAACACCUUGAGCCUUGUUUCUCCCCGCUACACCAAGAAAUACAAGGCCAAACAGUUAACUCCACGGAUCCUGGAGGCUUAUCAGAAUGUGGCUCAGCUCUCCCUGACAGAAGCCAUGUUGAAGUUCCUCCAGAUCUGGCAGUCGCUGCCUGACUUUGGCAUUUCUUAUUUCAUGGUCAGAUUUAAGGGUAGCCGUAAAGACGAGGUCCUGGGCAUUGCAAACAAUCGCCUGAUCCGGAUCGACCUGGGAGUGGGAGACGUAGUGAAGACCUGGCGUUACAACAACAUGAGGCAGUGGAAUGUCAACUGGGAUAUACGGCAGGUGGCCAUUGAGUUUGAUGGCAACAUCAACAUAGCCUUCGGCUGUGUAGAUGCAGACUGUCAGGUUGUCCACGAGUACAUUGGUGGUUACAUCUUCAUGACGACGCGUGCCCGACAGACCAGUGACACACUGAAUGAGGAGCUUUUCCAUAAACUCACUGGGGGUCAUGAAGCUCUUUGAUUGAUCUGCAAUAAUGCAGAACCACAGAUCGUUUUGCAGUUACGGAGUAUCUGUGCAUUAGCCCCUUGCUUGUUUUCAAGUGCUCAUGCUUUGCUGAAAUCAAUUAUAUUAAAUGUAUGUGAAAAGCUGCUGCUUGAUGACGAGGUGAAAAACCUUCCUGAAGAGCUGCGGUGUGUAUUAUUUGAGAGUGGCUUGUUAAGGAUCUUUACUGAUUUCAGUUUCACUGCCACAUUUAUAACCACAUAGCGUUCUGUUUGAAUGGACCUGAAGAAAUAUCGAUUCAUUUGUCUUUAUACAUAUUUACUAACUGACAGGUAUGUGAUGCAUAAAGACAUACAAUAAAUUACUGUCCUUACUGGAGCAUACUGUACUUAAAU